ACAAUAUCUAAGGUUCUACUAAACAGAAGUAAACAAAAAAUUUCAAAAAGUUUCUCUCAAACCUAAAUUAAAUAAUUUUUCACAGUAAAACUAAUUCAAAAUGGCUCAACAAUGUCAACUUUGGAUGGGAUCAUUGCAGCCUUAUAUGACUGAGAACUUUAUAUUAGCUGCAUUUAGAAAGAUGGGAGAAGAUCCUUUGACAGUUAAAUUGAUGAAAAAUAAAUUCUCCGGAGAACCGGCAGGUUAUUGCUUCGUAAGUUUCGUUACCGAUGAAGCCGCACAAUUGGCAAUGCAUAAAUUAAAUGGGAAGCCAAUACCAGGUACAAAUCCAAUCGUUCGAUUCAAACUUAACUGUGCCACGACAUCGCAAAAUAAAGCACUUCUUGCUGAUCGAGAAUUCUCCGUAUGGGUUGGUGAUCUGUCUUCGGAUGUCGAUGACUACAAUUUGUAUCGAGUAUUCAGUGCAAAAUAUCAGUCAAUUAAAACAGCAAAGGUAAUUAUGGAUGAUUCAGGUUUCUCAAGAGGCUACGGAUUUGUCAAAUUCGGCUUGGAAGAGGAACAGAAAAGCGCACUUUAUGAAAUGAAUGGAUUCAUCGGCUUAGGCUCAAAAGCUUUGAAAAUAUGCUCAGCAGUUCCAAAACCAAAGGAUGGUUCAGCACCAGCUCCUGCUGCACCUUCUGCUACAACAAUAGUUCAGCAAGUCUAUGAUCAAGCAUAUUCACAAUAUUAUUACGAUCAAUAUUCACAAUAUUGGCAACAGCAAGGAUAUGGAUAUGAAAAUAAUCAGCAAAUGGAUCCUUCGGUUUAUUACUCUCAACAAGCCGCUGCUAUGGCCACAACUGCUCCACCAGUUCCUGUUCAAACGCCUUCAUAUUCUGCGCCACAUUCCUUCAGUAACAAAUUUGAUCAAGAUGAUGAUUACGCUUUAGUUGAUCACAAAAUUCACAUCGACGUUGAAAAAUUGAAUCGAGAAACUGUCGACAUGGAUCGGAACUUUUAUGACAGCUUAGAAUCGAACCGUUCUCGAGGAUUUGAGUUAUUUCUUGAAUUUCUUAUACACAUAUUUGUUAAAGGUAAGGUGUCCUAUAAAUGUUUAAUUAAACUGUACGAUUGGAUUAUUCUUAAUUAUAAUGAAUUGAUGAAGAUGAAAUUCUCAACAGCUAAUAUCAAAAAUGGAGAUUACAAUGAACAACACGUGCUUUACGUUGGAACUCAAACCGGAAGUGUAAAGCGAGUUGACAUAUUUAAUGAAGAUAAUCCUUACAAACAAUCAAAUUUGCAAUCUUUGGAGUCUUUAAAUCGAGAUUCCAAAAUAACAUGCCUUAGCUGGGCAGAUGAGGGCGCCAAUGAACUUUUAAUUGGUCGUGGCGAUUCCAUCAUUCGAACAUUUGACUGCAAUAUGAAUCAAUUCUGUGGAACUGACCUUGAAAUACCAGAUGGAAAGGUAGUUGGUCUGGCUUGGAAUAAUGAAACAAUUGUGGCAGCGAGUGACAAUGGAAAAAUUCAUAUUCUUAACGACACAUCAGCAGUAUUGGAAGCUGGUGAUAACAUUUCUCACAUGCAGCAAUGUCCUCAAAACAAAAAGCUCAUUGCUGUUGGAGGAAAAGAACGUCAAAAUAAUCUUAAAGUAUUCGAUCUUGAAACUCAAAAAGAAAUUUUCAAAUCCAAAAAUAUUCCACAUGAUAAUCUUCAACUUGAGGUUCCUGUAUGGGAUUCUGAUUUGAGCUUCGUUAAUAAUAGUGAUGCAUGUCUAGCUACAUGCUCUCGUUAUGGUUACAUUCGAUUUUAUGAUUAUCGUCAACAAAGACGUCCAGUUAACAACUACACAGAUAACCGGGAUCAAGCAUUCAAUUCACUUGCUGAACAUAAUGGAAUAGUUUUUGUAAGCACAACAACUGGCGGCCUUUUUGCAUUUGACCUUAAAAAUAUGCGCGUUCCUUUGCACACUUAUAAAGGUGCAACAGGAAGCAUCUCAAGUAUUGCUGUCGAUGAAACAGGAAAAUUCUUGUUCACAGCAUCACUCGAUCGUUAUGUUCGUGCUCACAAUAUAGAGAAAACUAAUUUACUUUACCAAUGUUAUGUGAAGUCAAAGGCAAGCCAAAUUGUCAUGAAGCAGGCUGAUCAGCGUUUGUUAAACACCCAAAAGGAGCAAAAAGAUCAAAAAACUGAAGAAAGUGAUGAAGAGUACGACAACCUUUUCGAUAAAAUGCAAACAGUUGAUGAGGAUGACGACGAGCCGAGCUCAAAGAAGCCUAAAGUUGUCAAGACAUCGGGAAUGAAACGCCACAGUGGAAUUGUUUGUGGAAGAGACACAUAAAUGAAAAGUUAUUCAUUAUAAUUUCAACUAUCAAUAAAACUUUCAUCAUAUUUUUGGAAUAAAAUCAAUUUUUUACUAGAAAAGUAUA
This is a messenger RNA of Clunio marinus, 2405 nucleotides long. Lineage: Eukaryota; Metazoa; Arthropoda; Insecta; Diptera; Chironomidae. The record is from the annotation of a GenBank genome assembly.